Molecule: messenger RNA, 2210 nt
Organism: Psammomys obesus (fat sand rat)
Lineage: Eukaryota; Metazoa; Chordata; Mammalia; Rodentia; Muridae
Gene: Ces3
Product: carboxylesterase 3
Exons: 13
Coding region: 138-1844 (568 amino acids)
Source: RefSeq, a predicted model, not a curated record
AACACAAAACGCUUAAUUCCAGAGCUGGUCACCAACAAACUGAGGCAGAACAAGUUACUUUCCACAAGAGAAGAGGUACUACAAACAGCAGGUCAUCUCCAGCCUUCCAUAGCUUCUUCCGGUGUGCUAAGAGAAGUAUGGGGAGGAUGGUACAAGCUGGGUCCAGUGUCCUAGUCCGGGUGACAUUUCUGCUCCUGGCAUUUCCUGCCACAGUCGCUGGAUCCAAAGUCGCUCAGCCUGAAGUGGACACACCCCUGGGUCGUGUUCGAGGCCGGCAGGUGGGUGUGAAGGGUACAGACCGUGUGGUGAAUGUAUUCCUGGGCAUUCCCUUUGCUCAGGCGCCUCUGGGACCUCUGCGGUUCUCAGCCCCACUCCCACCGCAGCCCUGGGAAGGUGUGAGGGACGCCACCACGGCUCCCCCAAUGUGCAUGCAGGAUGUAGAGAGAACGAGAAACUGCAGAUUCACCCUCAAUGAGAAGGUUCAAGUCUUACCUAUGUCCGAGGACUGCCUGAUCCUCAACAUCUACAGCCCCUCUGAGGUCACUGCAGGGACCAGGAGGCCGGUCAUGGUCUGGAUCCAUGGGGGCUCCCUGAUGGUGGGCUCCGCCACCGCCCAGGACGGAUCAGCCCUGGCUGCUUAUGGGGAUGUGGUAGUUGUCACUGUCCAGUACCGCCUUGGGGUCUUCGGCUUCCUCAGCACUGGGGACAAGCACAUGCCAGGCAACCAGGGCCUCCUGGAUGUGGUGGCCGCUCUGCGCUGGGUGCAGGGGAACAUAGCCCCUUUUGGAGGUGAUCCCAACUGUGUCACUAUCUUCGGUAACUCUGCUGGUGCCAUGGUCGUCUCAUUUCUGGUCCUGUCUCCGAUGUCUGCGGGGCUCUUCCACAGAGCCAUAUCCCAGAGUGGGGUUAUCAACAACCUAAUGAAGGAGAUGGACGUGAGGCCUGUAGCUCAGAGCUUUGCCAGCUCCAUGGCUUGCAGCUCCGAGUCCCCGGCUGAGCUGGUGCAGUGCCUGCUGCAGAAGGAGGGAAGGGACCUUACCAAGCAGCAGCAAAACCUGACAGUUUCCUACAUAGUCAACGACUCCUUCUUCCCACAAAGCCCAGAGACACUCCUAACAGAGAAACAAUUCCCCACUGUGCCUUACCUCUUGGGAGUCAACAACCAUGAGCUCGGCUGGCUCAUUCUCAAGGUUUGGAAUAUUCUGGACAAGUUGGAACAUUUAAGCCAGGAGGACAUGUUGGAGAUUUCAAGGCCCUUCUUGGCCCUUCUGGAUGUACCUCUUGAGAUUAUGCCCACCGUCACACAUGAAUACCUAGAUAAUGGCUCAGAUGCAUCAGCUACAAGGCAUGCCUUACAGGAAUUGCUGGGUGAUAUCAUGUUCGUCAUUCCUACCUUAAACUUUUCAAGACAGCUUCAAGAUGCUGGGUGCCCUGUUUUCUUGUACGAGUUCCAACAUACACCCAGUUCAUUUGCGAAGUUCAAGCCAGCCUGGGUGAAGGCUGACCAUGCAUCUGAGAGUGCCUUUGUCUUUGGAGGUCCUUUUCUCACAGAUGAGAGCUCCUACCUGGCCUUCCCAGAGGCCACAGAGGAAGAGAAGCAGCUGAGCCUGACCAUGAUGGCCCAAUGGGCCCAGUUUGCACACACAGGGAACCCCAAUGGCAAGGGGCUGCCUCCUUGGCCCCAGCUAAACCAGUUAGAACAAUACUUGGAGAUUGGGCUAGAACCACGGACUGGGGUGAAGCUAAAGAAAGGCCGGCUAGAGUUCUGGACAGAGACACUACCCAGAAAAAUCCAAGAGUGGCGACAGCAACAAAAGACCAGGAAAGCUUCAGAGGAACUCUGAGGCCAGGCCUGCCUGGACCUUCCUGCCUGGGACCAACCCAAGGAGCGGCGCGGUCCCAGCAGGGCAGCCUCUUGCUGUUUCUGCCCAGAGACUUCACCCUGGACCAGGCUGAUGCAAACCCAUGUUUGUUAAGGCACCAGGUGCUGCAAAACCAGUACGGUGCCCUACUGGAAUGUUACUACCCUGGCUCCCACUUCCGGACCCUUACACAAGCUCCUGCUUCUCCCUGAAGUACCUUGAAUCCUUGCUGUAUGGCAAGGUCCAGCAUGUUAGUCAAGUUCUUCAAAAGAUCUGUUCUCCUGAGAAACCUCCUCUGCCUUCUCUAGGCCAUGUGUACCGAUUAGAACCAUGUCUACCAUGACCUCA